CUCUCCAGUUUGUCAACCGCUGAAAAUAUUGAAUAAUAAUAUUUUUUUGUUAGAUAAUUAUGUUUUUUAUUUUUUGAGUGCGAUUACUACUGUAUAAAUAUAUAUAAAAAUACUUAAAAUGGACCUGCCAGAGGUCUCGAAUACUUCGCAAUCAGCUAUCCAAUCUGACUUGGGGUCUUUACCCUCCAAAAGUACUGAUGAUUUCACUGAUCUACAGCGACAAGUUUUAGCCAAUUUUGAGAAGCCGAAUGUACCAAAUAUUAACAUACCAGAACGGAUUAUUAUUUGUUUGGAUACUUGUUAUGAUGACAAUACUUCUCUGUAUAGAUUAGCAGAUGGGACUACAUUCACACCAAUUAAUAUGAUGAAACGAAUACUCGACUUUUUCAUACAUUCAAAACAUGCUAUCAACCAUAAAACUGAGUUUGCUUUAUUGAUUAUGAAAGAUACAGAACCAUGUUGGAUACAAAACUUCACUAAUAAUGUGAAGGAUAUUAUAAAUAUGAUUGAUUAUAUUAAUGCAGAGGAAAGUACUACAGAAAAUUUUGAUUUCAAAAAGAUUUUCCAAAUAUUAAAACAAAAAGUUGAUGAUAUUCCAGAAUACAAACAGGAUGAUUGUAUAAUACCACCUCCAUUUGUAUUGCGAAUGAUUAUUUUAUAUGGACGUUCUAAUUGCAUACCAGUGAUACCUCAAGAUGACUCAUACUUUAUCUUUUUAAAGAAACAGUUGUAUUUUUAUAUUGAUAUAUUAUUAACACAUGAAGAAGAAUGUUCACUUUACAAAUGCGCAGAGAUAUAUGAUUGUUUGCAAAACCUAGACAAUGGAUAUUCAUAUGUUUAUGAAGUAUCAAGGAAUGCCACUAAGAUCCAUGAUUGUGCUGCAAAGCUGCUUGCACAUCCCUUACAACGAGUUCUGCAGAAACAAACCAAUUAUAGUUUUGGUCAUAGAACUUCAUGAAAACAAUAAUAUUAUUGAAAGUGUUAGUAAGUUAAUUAAGUACCUUAAUAAUAUAUGAAUAAAACAUUAUAUAGUU
This is a messenger RNA of Achroia grisella, 1034 nucleotides long. RefSeq names its product BRISC and BRCA1-A complex member 1-like. Lineage: Eukaryota; Metazoa; Arthropoda; Insecta; Lepidoptera; Pyralidae. Gene Ontology annotation, biological process: mitotic G2 DNA damage checkpoint signaling; double-strand break repair; positive regulation of DNA repair. Gene Ontology annotation, cellular component: BRISC complex; nuclear body; BRCA1-A complex. The coding region runs from base 119 to 958 and encodes 279 amino acids. The transcript is spliced from 2 exons. The record is from RefSeq and is a predicted model, not a curated record.